AUGGCUCCGGCAAACGCCCCGCGCAACGGGAAAUAUGCAAAAUCUUCACAGCGAACCUUGAAGCGCAAGCGCGUGCAAGAAGACCUAUCUUCCCUCGUCCAGCGAGUGGAAGAUCUCGAUCUUAAAGAGUCCUUUAAAGCCUUCACCGACCUCCCUCUCUCCGAACCGACGCUCUCCGGUCUAUCCGCAUCGCAUUACAAGACCCUCACUGAUAUUCAGUCUCGCGCGGUGAGCCAUGCGUUGAAGGGCCGCGAUAUUCUUGGAGCUGCAAAGACCGGUAGCGGCAAGACGCUGGCCUUCCUCAUCCCCGUUCUGGAAAACCUGUACCGCAAGCAGUGGGCCGAACACGAUGGACUGGGUGCUCUGAUUCUGUCUCCGACUCGCGAACUCGCCAUUCAGAUCUUCGAGGUUCUGCGCAAAGUCGGCCGCUACCAUCACUUUUCGGCCGGCUUGGUCAUUGGUGGAAAGAGUCUCAAGGAGGAACAGGAGAGAUUGGGGAAGAUGAACAUCUUGGACCCCGAGUACGUCGCGGUCCAUGAGGCGGCGGCAUCCGCCACUCCGUCGACCCUUCAGCAACACUACGUCGUCACGCCGUUACCGCAGAAGCUCGAUAUUCUGUGGAGUUUCAUCCGGAGUAACUUGAAAUCGAAGACGAUCGUCUUUCUGUCCUCAGGCAAGCAGGUGCGAUUUGUCUACGAAGCCUUCCGUCACCUUCAACCCGGUAUUCCGUUGAUGCAUCUGCACGGUCGCCAGAAGCAGGGAGGCCGGCUUGAUAUAACGACCAAAUACUCUCAGGCCAAGCAUGCCGUUCUGUUCUCCACUGACGUCGCCGCGCGUGGUCUCGAUUUCCCGGCUGUCGACUGGGUCAUUCAGCUGGACUGCCCUGAAGAUGCCGAUACGUAUAUCCACCGAGUCGGACGUACGGCACGGUAUGAACGAGAUGGUCGCGCAGUACUUUUUCUGGACCCCAGCGAGGAGCAGGGCAUGCUCAAACGCCUCGAACAGAAGAAGGUCCCAGUCGAAAAGAUCAACGUUAAGGCCAACAAGCAGCAGAGCAUCAAGAACCAACUACAAAACAUGUGUUUCAAGGACCCCGAACUCAAGUAUCUCGGCCAGAAGGCCUUCAUCUCCUACGUGAAAUCGGUCUACGUGCAGAAGGACAAGGAAAUUUUCAAACUGAAGGAUCUGGACCUGGAAGAAUUCGCCUCCAGUCUGGGUCUCCCUGGUGCCCCUCGAAUCAAGUUUAUCAAAGGUGACGAUACCAAGGAACGCAAGAAUGCGCCGCGCGCCGUGGCACACCUGUCCAGUGACGACGAUGAGUCGGACGCCGAGGACGACGAAAAGAAGUCCAAGAAGAAGGAUGCGCCGCAAGUGCGCACGAAAUAUGACCGCAUGUUCGAACGUCGGAACCAGGACGUUCUGGCAGGUCACUACACGAAACUUAUCAACGACGAUGGCACAUUGGCUGACCCCAAGGCCACCGAUGAGGCUGAUGAAGAUAACGACUUCCUGUCUGUUAAGCGCCGCUUCGAUGCUGGCGAUAAACAGCUGGAGGUUGGCGGCAGCUCAGACGAGUCUGGUUCGGAUUCCGAGGCGGAGACUGGAAAGAAGGACGUCAAGGUGGUGAACAUUGACGGCAAAGAACCUCUGGUGAUCGACUCCAAACGCCGCGAGAAGCUUCUCAAGUCCAAGAAGAAGCUGCUUAAGUUCAAGGGCAAGGGAACCAAGCUCAUCUACGACGACGAAGGCAACGCGCACGAGAUCUACGAGAUGGAGGACGAGGAGCAGUUCCGCGCCAAGGGCGAUGCCAAGGAGCAGCAGGCGCGGUUCCUGGCGGCGGAGGCGGAGCGGACGCGCUUGGCCGACGUGGAGGACAAGGAGCUUGUCAAGCAGAAGCGGCGCGAGAAGAAGGAGAAGCGCAAAGCCCGCGAACGCGAGCUCCUGGCGCAGGAGGAGCAGGAGGAAAUGCUGGUCCAACUUCCUCCGCCAGAGGACGACGACCAAGGUCGGUUCUCCCCCUCGGAGGACGAGGCUCCUCGCCCCAGCAAGAAGCAACGCGUGCAGUUUGCCGAACCCGCGGAAAGCGAAGAAGAGCGGCGUCCCAAGAAGCCGAAGAAGUCGACGGCCGAGCCCAAGGAGAUCCAGACUCUGGAGGAUCUGGAGUCUUUGGCUACGGGCUUGCUUGGUUGA
This is a messenger RNA of Aspergillus terreus NIH2624, 2190 nucleotides long. It is a transcript of the gene dbp4, whose product is annotated as RNA-dependent ATPase HCA4. NCBI's taxonomy places the organism in Eukaryota, Fungi, Ascomycota, Eurotiomycetes, Eurotiales, Aspergillaceae. Gene Ontology annotation, biological process: rRNA processing. Gene Ontology annotation, molecular function: nucleic acid binding; ATP binding; RNA helicase activity. The record is from RefSeq and is a predicted model, not a curated record. Gene Ontology annotation, cellular component: nucleus. Bases 1 to 2190 code for a protein of 729 amino acids. The transcript is spliced from 2 exons.